AUGGUCAAAGUCGGCGACUCUAUUCCUGACAUUGAACUAUUUGAGGACAGCCCUGGCAAUAAGGUCAACCUCUCAAAAGAGCUUGCACAAGGAGAAGGUCUGAUCAUCGGCGUCCCAGCUGCCUUCUCCCCAGGAUGUUCAGACUCGCACAUUCCUGGCUACCUUGCCGAUCCUAAGUUGAAGGAGGCCGGAAAGGCCUUCAUCAUCUCCGUCAACGAUGCUUUUGUCAUGAAGGCGUGGGGCAAGACACUCGAUUCCGACAAGAACUCAGGUAUUCGAUUCCUUGGAGAUGCUUCAGGCGCCUUCUCCCGUGCUUGGGACGUCGAGUUCGACGCGACCCCUCUGAUGGGCAACAAGCGCAGCAAGCGAUAUGCAGUCAAGACCAAGGACGGAAAAGUCACAAAGAUUGCUAUUGAGCCGGACAAUAUCGGCAUCAACGAAUCCGCAGCUGACAAGUUCUUGUGA
Molecule: messenger RNA, 465 nt
Organism: Lithohypha guttulata
Lineage: Eukaryota; Fungi; Ascomycota; Eurotiomycetes; Chaetothyriales; Trichomeriaceae
Exons: 3
Coding region: 1-465 (154 amino acids)
Biological process (GO): cell redox homeostasis; cellular response to oxidative stress; hydrogen peroxide catabolic process
Cellular component (GO): cytosol; cytoplasm; peroxisome
Molecular function (GO): thioredoxin peroxidase activity
Source: RefSeq, a predicted model, not a curated record